This is a messenger RNA of Quercus lobata, 3509 nucleotides long. It is a transcript of the gene MTR4, whose product is annotated as RNA helicase, ATP-dependent, SK12/DOB1 protein. Gene Ontology annotation, cellular component: nucleus. Gene Ontology annotation, biological process: maturation of 5.8S rRNA; RNA catabolic process. Gene Ontology annotation, molecular function: ATP binding; RNA binding; RNA helicase activity. The coding region runs from base 199 to 3198 and encodes 999 amino acids. The transcript has 14 exons. NCBI's taxonomy places the organism in Eukaryota, Viridiplantae, Streptophyta, Magnoliopsida, Fagales, Fagaceae. The record is from RefSeq and is a predicted model, not a curated record.
UGUUAGCGCCGGCAUAAAGUAGCUCUGGUUCUGAAUGUACACAAAACGACACGAGCACCGCAACGGCGCCCUGUCCUUCAGAACUACACAACAUCUUAAAAUAAAACUUGCUUUAAUUCAAAGCUUUAGGUCUUUCCUUUCCCUUCGAAAGCUAUAUAAAGCCGUUGAGCCUCCACAGUUGAGUUUGCCAAAGCAAUCAUGGGUUCGUUGAAGAGAAAAUCGACGGGCGACACAGCAGCGGAACCUCUACCUCCGCCGAAACAAAAGCAGAGAGAAAGCGGCUCGCCGCUUCCCUCCGCCAACAACGACGAAGAACCCGUUGCUUGCUUACACGACGUGUCGUAUCCGGAAGGCUAUGUUCCUCCUCCUCCUCCUCCUCCUUCCUCUUCGGCUUCGGCGGCGGCGAAAGAGUUCCCUUUCACUUUAGACCCUUUCCAGUCCGAAUCCAUCAACUGCCUUGAAAACGGCGAGUCCGUCAUGGUGUCAGCCCAUACUUCUGCUGGGAAAACUGUGGUAGCAUUGUAUGCGAUUGCUAUGUCGUUGCGAAAUAAGCAGAGGGUCAUAUACACUUCACCAAUCAAGGCGCUCAGCAACCAAAAAUAUAGGGAGUUCAAACAAGAGUUUUCAGAUGUUGGGUUGAUGACAGGUGAUGUGACAAUUGAGCCGAAUGCUUCUUGCUUGGUGAUGACUACAGAAAUUUGGCGUAGUAUGCAGUACAAAGGGUCGGAGAUUACGCGAGAGGUUGCUUGGAUUAUUUUUGAUGAAGUACAUUACAUGCGUGACCGGGAAAGAGGUGUAGUUUGGGAGGAAAGCAUCGUUAUGGCCCCAAGGAAAUCUCGAUUUGUAUUCCUAUCGGCAACUGUACCUAAUGCAAAGGAAUUUGCUGAUUGGGUUGCUAAGGUUCACCAACAACCAUGUCACAUUGUUUAUACAGAUUAUAGGCCAACACCUCUUCAGCAUUAUAUUUUCCCUUCUGGCGGUGAUGGUCUUUACUUGGUGGUGGAUGAAAAGGGAAAAUUUCGUGAGGAUAGCUUUCAGAAAGGUUUAAACUCGCUUGUCCCUGCUAGUGAGGGUGACAAGAAAAAGGAGAAUGGGAAGUGGCAAAAGGGAUUGGCUAUGGGUAGAGUUGGUGAAGAAAGUGACAUCUUCAAGAUGGUGAAAAUGAUCAUUCAGCGUCAAUAUGAUCCUGUCAUACUUUUCAGCUUUAGCAAAAGAGAAUGCGAAUUUCUUGCAAUGCAGAUGGCAAAAUUGGACCUGAAUGGGGAUGAUGAGAAGGUGAACAUAGAAACCAUCUUUUGGAGUGCUAUGGAUAUUCUUUCAGAUGAUGAUAAGAAGCUGCCUCAGGUUUCAAAUAUUUUACCCCUCUUGAAACGUGGAAUAGGUGUGCAUCAUUCUGGCUUGCUUCCCAUUUUGAAGGAAGUUAUUGAGAUACUAUUUCAAGAAGGACUGAUCAAGUGUUUAUUUGCCACAGAGACCUUCAGCAUAGGUUUGAACAUGCCUGCAAAAACUGUUGUGUUUACAAAUGUCCGUAAAUUUGAUGGAGAUAAGUUCAGAUGGCUAUCCAGUGGAGAGUAUAUACAGAUGAGUGGCCGUGCUGGUCGUCGAGGUAUUGAUACGCGUGGAAUAUGCAUCCUUAUGCUUGAUGAUAAAUUGGAACCUUCUACUGCUAAAAUGAUGCUUAAAGGAAGUGCUGAUUGUUUGAACAGUGCCUUCCAUUUAAGCUACAAUAUGCUUUUGAACCAAAUGCGUUGUGAAGAUGGAGAUCCUGAAAAUUUGCUCCGUAAUUCAUUCUAUCAGUUCCAAGCUGACCGUGCCAUUCCUAGUCUUGAGAAAGAAGCAAAGGAUCUUGAAGAAGAGAGGGAUUCAAUUGUAAUUGAAGAAGAAGAUAGUUUGAAAAAUUAUUAUGAUCUGCUACAGCAGUACAAGAGCUUGAAGAAGGAUGUUCAUGAUAUUUUGUUUUCUCCAAGGUACUGCUUGCCUUUCUUGCAGGCUAGCAGGCUUGUAUGUAUUCAAUGCUAUAAGAGUGAAGAAGCUUCCCCAUCUUUCUCUAUCAAGGAUGAGGUCACAUGGGGAGUAAUAUUAAAUUUUGAAAGAGUGAAAACUGUAUCUGAAGAUGAUGCAAAUAGGAAGCCAGAAGAUGCAGACUACACAGUGGAUGUUCUUACAAGAUGUGUGGUGAGCAAAGAUGGAAUUGGGAAAAAAACCAUUAAGAUUGUUCCAUUUAAAGAGCCUGGGGAACCUGUUGUUGUUUCUGUUCCUUUAUCUCAGAUUAUUAGUUUGAGUAGUCUCAAAUUGUUCACUAUACCAAAAGAUCUUUUGCCCUUGGAAGCUCGAGAAAACACACUGAAGAAGGUUUCAGAAGUUCUUUCUAGAUUUGCCGAAAAAGGGGUGCCCCUUCUAGAUCCAGAAGAAGAUAUGAAGAUUCAAAGUAGCUCAUACAAAAAAGCGGCUCGUAGAAUAGAGGCUUUAGAGAGCCUUUUUGACAAGCAUGAAGUUGCUAAAUCUCCCCUUAUUGAACAAAAGCUCAAAGUUUUACACACAAAGUACGAAUUGACAGCAAAGAUCAAGUCAAUUAAGAAGUCAAUACGUUCUUCCACUGUAUUGGCUUUUAAGGAUGAACUUAAGGCAAGAAAACGGGUUCUUCGGAGGCUAGGGUAUGCCACAAGUGAUGAUGUUGUGGAGUUGAAGGGGAGAGUUGCUAGUGAAAUCAGUAGUGCGGAUGAGUUGACACUGACAGAGCUAAUGUUCAAUGGGGUUUUAAAGGACGUUACAGUGGAAGAGAUGGUUUCUCUGCUUUCUUGUUUUGUCUGGCAGGAGAAACUUCAAAAUGCUACAAAGCCUAGGGAAGAACUUGAAUUGCUCUUUGCACAAUUACAAGAUACAGCUCGUAAGGUUGCUAAAGUUCAGCUUGAGUGCAAGGUCCAAAUUGAUGUUGAGAGCUUUGUGAGUUCAUUUCGGCCUGAUAUCAUGGAGGCUGUGUAUGCUUGGGCAAAAGGAUCCAAAUUCUAUGAGAUAAUGGAAAUUACGCAGGUUUUUGAGGGCAGUUUGAUUCGGGCAAUUCGUAGACUGGAGGAAAUUCUUCAGCAGCUCAUACAAGCAGCAAAAUCUAUUGGAGAAACUGAGCUUGAAUCAAAAUUUGAAGAGGCUGUCUCUAAGAUCAAGAGAGAUAUAGUCUUUGCAGCAUCUCUGUACUUGUAGUUUACCAGGAAAAUGAUUUUUUUUAAUAGUUGUUAUUAGUAUUUGUGAUGCUGCCUAGGGAUGUAGAAGCAUCACAAAUUAAUCUCAACUCCAUAUAUUUAGGGAGGUCUCUUUGUAGAGGGCAAGAAGAGGUGAUUAGCAUAGGUUCAGGAUGGCACAGCAUCAGCAAUUUUGGGAUGAACAUUAAAAAUCAUAAUUGUUUUUCUUUUUUCUUUUAUUUUUAUUUCUUUAUGUUUGUUUUAGUUUUGCUAAGAUAUAUGCAGAUGGAAAUGAACAUGUAAUUUAUAAGAAAUGUUAUACCAAUUAUUGGA